UUUAAACCGUGCCCUCCACACGUUCAUCAUCCAUUACCCCAUUUCCUUCACUCACAUCACCACCCUUCCUCUGCUCCUCCAAUGGCCUCGCUUCCUGCCACUUCCGCCUUACCAACCACCCGUCCUCCUCACGUUAACUUCACCCUCGGCGGAAUGCCGCGGCGGCGCAUGGUGGUGGUCAGAGCCGAAGGCGGCGAAGCCAUAAACCCAGCAAUCAGGAAGAGCGAGGACAAAGUAGUGGACUCCGUGGUUGUCGCCGACCUUGCCAAGCCCCUCACACCCUAUUGCAGAUGUUGGAGGUCAGCCACAUUUCCUCUGUGUGAUGGAAGCCAUGUUAAGCACAACAAGGCCACCGGAGAUAAUGUCGGCCCUUUGCUCUUAAAGAAGCAAUAGAGACACACUCUUUCAUGUUUUUUUCUUCCAACUUCUUCUCUGUUCUUGAGUUUCAAUUGGAUUACUGUCAAAUCAUUCUACUUUUAUUUGCAUUCCCAU
This is a messenger RNA of Cucurbita pepo subsp. pepo (vegetable marrow), 492 nucleotides long. RefSeq names its product 2 iron, 2 sulfur cluster binding protein (gene NEET). The record is from RefSeq and is a predicted model, not a curated record. Gene Ontology annotation, molecular function: 2 iron, 2 sulfur cluster binding. Lineage: Eukaryota; Viridiplantae; Streptophyta; Magnoliopsida; Cucurbitales; Cucurbitaceae. Gene Ontology annotation, biological process: regulation of autophagy. Gene Ontology annotation, cellular component: intracellular membrane-bounded organelle; mitochondrial outer membrane.